Prorocentrum cordatum is the source of this 342-nucleotide messenger RNA. The record is from the annotation of a GenBank genome assembly. Lineage: Eukaryota; Dinophyceae; Prorocentrales; Prorocentraceae.
AUGCUGCGGCGGCUGGCGGCCGCCGUGCUCACCGCCCUGGCACUCGGGCCGGCGGUGGCCCGCGGCAUCGGAGUGCGGUCCGGCAGGGUGGAUGGCCUGCCGGGCGGCGCCAUCGCCUUGCUCUCGCCCGACCCCUCGCCGCGGGCGGAGUCCGGCGAGGAGGCCGAGCAGGCACUGGCCGAGAUGCUGCCGGAGGCAGACGACUUCGACGUCCCGAUGAGGCACAAGCUCAACCUGGAGCAGCUUUCGAGCAAGGUGGCGUCCAUCGCGUCGGCCCAGACGGAGAUGACGACGGCGCGGAGGGAGCGGGCCGAGGCGAUCUCCAUGAUCCCGUUCGCUUAG